Molecule: messenger RNA, 1223 nt
Organism: Manacus vitellinus (golden-collared manakin)
Lineage: Eukaryota; Metazoa; Chordata; Aves; Passeriformes; Pipridae
Gene: LMX1A
Product: LIM homeobox transcription factor 1 alpha
Exons: 8
Coding region: 1-1191 (396 amino acids)
Biological process (GO): neuron differentiation; regulation of transcription by RNA polymerase II
Cellular component (GO): nucleus
Molecular function (GO): RNA polymerase II transcription regulatory region sequence-specific DNA binding; DNA-binding transcription factor activity, RNA polymerase II-specific
Source: RefSeq, a predicted model, not a curated record
AUGGCGCCGGCGUCGAGGGUCCCGGGGACAGCUUUCACCAGCUCGUUCCUGCCCGCAGCCCUGCCCGGCGCCGCUGCCUUCUCCCGGGGAGUGCGCCCGGCGCCCGCCUUCCCCGCGCCCGGCAGAGCCGCGACCCCCAAGUCGGUGUGUGAAGGGUGUCAGCGAGUGAUUUCGGACCGGUUCUUGCUGCGCCUGAACGACAGCCUGUGGCACGAGCAGUGCGUCCAGUGCGCGUCCUGCAAGGAGCCCCUGCAGACCACCUGCUUCUACCGCGACAAGAAGCUCUACUGCAAGCUGGACUACGAGAAGCUGUUUGCAGUGAAGUGUGCCGGGUGCCUGGAGGCCAUCGCGCCCAGCGAGCUGGUGAUGCGCGCCCAGAAGAGCGUCUACCACCUGCGCUGCUUCUGCUGCUGCGUCUGCGAGCGGCGCCUGCAGAAGGGCGACGAGUUUGUGCUGAAGGAGGGGCAGCUGCUCUGUAAGGGCGACUACGAGAAGGAGCGGGAGCUGCUGAGCUUGGUGAGCCCGGCUCUGUCGGAUUCUGGCAAAAGUGACGAUGAGGACAGCAUCUGCAAACUGGGCCAAGCCUCGGGGAAGGGCGCUGAGGAUGGGAAGGAUCACAAACGGCCCAAGCGGCCCCGGACAAUCCUGACCACGCAGCAGCGGAGGGCGUUCAAGGCGUCCUUUGAGGUCUCCUCCAAGCCCUGCAGGAAGGUGCGGGAGACGCUGGCAGCAGAGACAGGGCUGAGCGUCCGGGUGGUGCAGGUCUGGUUCCAGAACCAGCGAGCAAAGAUGAAGAAGCUCGCCAGGAGGCAGCAGCAGCAGCAGCAGGAUCAGCAAAACACACAGCGCCUGAGCUCAGGCCAGACAAACGGCGGCGGCAGCACAGGGCUGGAGGGGAUGCUGAACCCUUACACCACUCUGCCCCCGCCCCAGCAGCUGCUGGGCAUGGAGCAAAGCGUCUAUGGCUCCGACCCUUUCCGGCAAGGGCUCACCCCACCUCAAAUGCCUGGAGACCACAUGCAUCCCUACGGUGCCGAGCCACUCUUCCACGACUUGGAUAGCGAUGAUACCUCACUGAGCAACCUGGGUGACUGCUUCCUCGCCACGGCGGACGCGGGGCCACUCCAGGCACGAGUGGGAAACCCCAUCGACCACCUCUACUCCAUGCAGAACUCCUACUUCACUUCCUGAGUGCAGCGUGGUCCCUGGCACGGGGCAGUUGC